This is a messenger RNA of Varanus komodoensis (Komodo dragon), 3290 nucleotides long. It is a transcript of the gene IVNS1ABP, whose product is annotated as influenza virus NS1A binding protein. The record is from RefSeq and is a predicted model, not a curated record. Gene Ontology annotation, molecular function: protein binding. Lineage: Eukaryota; Metazoa; Chordata; Lepidosauria; Squamata; Varanidae. Bases 433 to 2358 code for a protein of 641 amino acids. The transcript is spliced from 15 exons.
CGGCUCGCCGCCUUCGCUCCUCCGUCGCCUCAGGCCGCCCCGCGCCCCGGUGGUUCGGGAGCUUCCCCGCGGACCACGGCGCUCCCCGCACCCCCGACGCGGAAGGCGCCUUUUCUCCCCCUCAGCCCGGACGUUCCCAAUAUGAGCGGCCUCGUCGGCGUGGAGAGGCGCCAGAGUAUGAUGCAUGACUACCACAGAAGAAAUUCAUGCCUAUAGCUUUUAAGGACUUAAUUACAUCGUUUUAAAGCCUGGUAGUUUUGGAGUCAACAGUUUAGAAGACACAGUUGCUUGCAUUUCUUCAAGCUGCUGUUCACUGAAGAAGGAAUAUAAAUUGAAGUGUUCCAUAUUAACACACAACAGAACUUGGAUUAUUUGCAGUCUCCUAGUCAUAAAAUUACAGCAUAAAUCUAUUUGGCAAAAAAACCUAGCAAAAUGAUUCCUAACGGCUAUUUGAUGUUUGAAGAUGAAAACUUCAUUGAGUCAUCUGUUGCAAAGCUAAAUGCUUUGCGCAAAAGUGGACAGUUUUGUGAUGUUAGACUUCAGGUGUGUGGACAUGAGAUGUUGGCACACAGAGCAGUGCUAGCUUGCUGCAGUCCUUACCUGUUUGAAAUCUUCAACAAUGACAGCGAUUCUCAUGGAGUUUCCCAUGUAAAGUUUGAAGAUCUUAAUCCAGAAGCUGUUGAAGUCUUGUUAAAUUAUGCCUAUACUGCUCAGUUGAAGGCAGAUAAAGAACUGGUCAAAGAUGUAUAUUCUGCAGCAAAGAAGCUGAAGAUGGAAAGAGUCAAGCAGGUUUGUGGAGAUUAUCUGCUCUCCAGAAUGAAUGUUGAAAGCUGUAUCUCCUAUCGAAACUUUGCAAGCAGUAUGGGUGAUUCCCGUUUGCUGAACAAGAUUGAUGGCUACAUUCAAGAGCACUUGUUACAGAUUGCUGACCAGGAGGAAUUUUUUAAAUUGCCACGUUUAAAGCUGGAGGUCAUGCUUGAAGAAAAUGUUAGCUUACCCAGCAAUGGCAAACUAUACACAAAGGUAAUCAACUGGGUCCAGCGCAGUAUCUGGGAGAAUGGAGACAGUCUGGAAGAUCUGAUGGAAGAGGUUCAAACGUUGUACUACUCAGCUGAUCACAAGCUGCUUGAUGGAAAUCCACUAGAUGGACAGGCUGAGGUGUAUGGCAGUGAUGAUGACCACAUUCAGUUUGUGCAGAAAAAGCCACCCCGUGAGAAUGAUCUCAAGCAGUUAAGUAGCAGUUCUUCUGGAAGUCUUUCUCCAAAUGCAGCAGUGCAGAGUCCAAAACACGAGUGGAAAAUUAUUGCUUCAGAGAAGACUUCAAAUAAUACUUACCUGUGUCUUGCUGUUCUGGAUGGUGUAUUUUGUGUUAUUUUCCUUCAUGGGCGUAACAGUCCCCAAAGUUCUCCAACCAGUACUCCACGAUUGAUGAAAAGCUUGAGUUUUGAGAUUCAACCAGGUGAUCUUGUGGAAAAGCCCAUGUCUCCCAUGCACUACGCACGAUCUGGAUUGGGAACAGCAGAAUUUAACAACCAGCUUAUUGCCGCAGGUGGCUAUAACAGAGAAGAAUGCUUGCGCACUGUGGAAUGCUACGAUCCCCGAAAGGAUUGCUGGACUUUUGUGGCACCAAUGAGGACGCCAAGAGCACGGUUUCAGAUGGCAGUUCUUAUGGGGCAGCUCUAUGUUGUUGGAGGGUCAAAUGGUCAUUCAGAUGACUUGAGCUGCGGGGAAAUGUAUGAUCCAGAGAUAGAUGAUUGGACUCCUGUUCCAGAACUGAGAACGAACCGUUGCAAUGCAGGUGUGUGUGCUCUAAACGGAAAGCUGUAUAUUAUUGGUGGCUCAGAUCCUUACGGCCAGAAGGGUUUGAAAAACUGUGAUGUUUUCGAUCCUAUAACAAAAUCUUGGACAAAUUGUGCUUCACUUAAUAUCCGUAGACAUCAGUCUGCUGUGUGUGAGCUUGGAGGAUAUUUAUAUAUCAUUGGAGGAGCUGAGUCUUGGAACUGCCUUAAUAGUGUGGAGCGUUACAAUGCAGAAAACAAUACCUGGACGUUAAUUGCACCGAUGAAUGUGGCUAGGCGUGGAGCUGGUGUUGCUGUGCUUGACGGGAAACUCUUUGUUGGUGGCGGCUUCGAUGGUUCACAUGCAGUGAGCUGUGUGGAGAUGUACGAUCCUGCCAGGAACGAGUGGAAGCUGAUGGGCAGCAUGACCAUUCCAAGAAGCAACGCCGGUUAUGCAGCAGUGGGCAACGCAAUCUAUGCCGUGGGCGGAUUCGACGGCAACGAGUUCCUGAACACCGUCGAAGUCUACAAUCCAGAGACAAACGAAUGGAGCCCCUACACAAAAGUCUACAAAUCCUGACUACCACAAGUCUCCUUAAAACUAACAGGCUUAGUGAUGUAAUUGUUUUAGUAGAGGUACACAUGUGAAUAGAGGGUGGGGGGUGUUAAAAGUUGCCAUCAGCAACACAAAGCUUUUGCAUAUUGCAUACUAUUAAUAUGCUGUACAUAUUUUUAUUUGGAACACAUGAAGGUUGUUUUGUGUAUUAGAAUGUUACUUUAGACUUUGGAAGUUAUUCUGAGAAAUAAUGAAGCUGAUGGCAUAUCAUUUCAAGAGCUUCCCCCACGUUUGUUUUGCCAAUUUGCACACACAGAUACUUUUAACCUUAGAGUUCAUUUCUGGUGCAGGAAAAUGUAGUGGUCUUUUUCAAUGUGAGCAAAUUGCUUUUUAGGCCUUGUUUGGGUUUUUUAUCUUAAGUAACUGGAAUGAUCUAAUAAGCCUUAUUUAAAUAGAUAGAUGGCUUUAUUUAAAAAAAAAGCUGACACACCUGCCAAUUUGACUGCCUUUUAUAACUUUUUAUAUAUAAAUAAAGUCAGGAGUUCUCAUUCUGUAGUGGCAUAAGAUAAGUGUUGAAGCAAAAAGACAAUCUCAGUGUUCAUAAGACUGGAGUGAGAUGUGUUGUUUUCCACUGUGAGAGCUUUUAUUUUCUCCUGCUACAAUGUAAUAUGAACUCUAAUAUGCAAGAUUGAUUUUUUUUGUUGUAUCUGAGUGGAGUUUCUAAACACGGCUGUAAUAUGACUGCAGAAAAGUCUGGCGCUGAAAUUUAACUAAUGUAAAGGGUGCUUUUCUGUAUGGUUCUUAGAUUAAGCAGUUGUAACAAGCAAAGCUGCACAAAUCAUGUGGUGUGUUAGCUAAUAAGGUUACCCAUCUGAAAAUUAUUGUACAAGUUUGUAUCUUUCUACUGCAAGCUGAAAACAUGCAAUAAAACAAGCUUUGCUUCAUUUCUUUAAAAA